CUUCUUGCUCUCUCUCUCUCUCUCGCUCCUUCUUUCCUGUGGAGGAAAGCGAAGCAAAACUCGGCACAGAAAUGGCUCUCAAGCUCAAUUCCCUCCCCUUUCAAUCUCAAAAAUGUCCAUCUUUUGGGCUCCCAACUGCUGCCAAUCUCAGAUCUCCAAAGAUUUUCAUGGCAUCUACCCUUCGUUCUACCUCAAAGGAGGUAGAGGAUCUCAAGAGGCCCUUCAGCCCUCCCCGGGAGGUGCAUGUGCAAGUGACCCACUCCAUGCCAGCACAAAAGAUCGAGAUCUUCAAAUCCAUGGAGGAUUGGGCAGAGAAGAACAUCUUGGUACACCUGAAGCCUGUUGAGAAGUGCUGGCAACCACAGGAUUUUCUGCCUGAUCCUGCCUCCGAGGGAUUUGAUGAGCAGGUGAAGGAGCUAAGGGAACGAGCAAAGGAGAUUCCUGAUGAAUACUUUAUUGUCUUGGUUGGAGAUAUGGUAACAGAGGAAGCCCUUCCAACUUACCAAACAAUGCUUAAUACUCUGGAUGGAGUUCGGGAUGAAACAGGUGCAAGCCUCACUUCCUGGGCUGUGUGGACCAGGGCGUGGACUGCUGAAGAAAACAGGCAUGGGGACCUUCUCAACAAGUACCUCUAUCUGUCUGGACGAGUAGACAUGAGGCAAAUUGAGAAGACAAUUCAGUAUCUGAUUGGAUCAGGAAUGGAUCCCAGGACAGAGAACAGCCCCUAUCUUGGUUUCAUCUACACUUCAUUCCAGGAGAGGGCUACCUUCAUAUCCCAUGGUAACACGGCUAGGCAGGCCAAGGAACAUGGAGACAUGAAGCUGGCACAGAUUUGUGGCACCAUUGCAGCUGAUGAGAAGCGCCAUGAGACUGCUUAUACCAAAAUUGUGGAGAAGCUUUUUGAGAUUGACCCAGAUGGUACCGUAUUGGCUUUUGCAGACAUGAUGAGGAAGAAGAUCUCAAUGCCAGCCCACCUUAUGUAUGAUGGCCGAGACGACAACCUGUUUGAGCACUUCUCUGCUGUUGCACAGCGGCUGGGGGUCUAUACAGCCAGGGACUAUGCUGAUAUAUUAGAAUUUUUAGUUGGUAGAUGGAAUGUGGAGAAGUUAACAGGUCUGUCUGGUGAGGGGCAGAAAGCUCAGGACUUCAUCUGUGGGUUGGCACCAAGGAUCAGAAGGCUGGAGGAAAGAGCUCAAGGGAGGGCUAAGCAAGCACCUAAAAUUCCUUUCAGCUGGAUUUUUGAUAGACAAGUGCUUCUGUGAGUGCAGAAUGGAAGUUUGCAGCUGCAAAGGGGAGAAAGUGUCAUGAACAGAGGUUGUAGAUACGCUGUUUCUUUCUCUUGUUGGAUCCCAUAAUCUGGCAGAUGUAGUAGAGAUAUAGGGUUGCUGUGUUCUUCUUCCAUCUAGAAAGGUUAGUGUUAUUCAAAAGGUCUAUCUAUGUAUGGGCUUGUGUUUCAUCACACUGCGUUGAGUGUAAGCUUACGGUCUAUGUUUUAAUAUUAUGUCGUUUCUCCCUUGGCA
This is a messenger RNA of Telopea speciosissima, 1520 nucleotides long. RefSeq names its product stearoyl-[acyl-carrier-protein] 9-desaturase, chloroplastic. Gene Ontology annotation, cellular component: chloroplast stroma. Bases 72 to 1262 code for a protein of 396 amino acids. The record is from RefSeq and is a predicted model, not a curated record. Gene Ontology annotation, molecular function: stearoyl-CoA 9-desaturase activity; stearoyl-[ACP] desaturase activity. Lineage: Eukaryota; Viridiplantae; Streptophyta; Magnoliopsida; Proteales; Proteaceae. Gene Ontology annotation, biological process: defense response; fatty acid biosynthetic process. The transcript has 4 exons.